Colletotrichum tamarilloi is the source of this 453-nucleotide messenger RNA. RefSeq lists its product as uncharacterized. Lineage: Eukaryota; Fungi; Ascomycota; Sordariomycetes; Glomerellales; Glomerellaceae. Bases 1 to 453 code for a protein of 150 amino acids. The record is from RefSeq and is a predicted model, not a curated record. The transcript is spliced from 2 exons.
AUGAACGGGGGUGGGUUCGGUUCGGUUCCAUCUUCUCAUCCAAGCCUCGGCUUCUUUCGACAUCAUCCUUGUUCCGUCCUUAAAGCCCAUCCUGGCGCCCGAGGCAUGGGGGCAUUUGCAGGAUGGGCCCGAGCAACGCCAAAGAUACAAGCUGCUAAGAACAAGGGCGGGGGGGGAACCAACAGCUUGAGCCUUGAAGAAGACGACGAGUCGACAAUCGUUCUUGCCAAUUUGCGACUGACUAGACGGCGAUAUGGCAACGCCGAAAUGCGUCUGCGAACGGGUUUUCACGCCCGGAGCAAAUGUCCCAGAAGGGUUCAACCAAUUAAGCAUCGCACGUUGGACGAAGCAAAAAAGCCUUUGCGCCGCGGCGCCCCGUAUCAGUACGUCUGGUCUGUACGAUACUUCGCAGCCUUUCACCCACCGAUUCGCGCAGUUCGUCAGGCGCUUUGA